Molecule: messenger RNA, 11840 nt
Organism: Dreissena polymorpha
Lineage: Eukaryota; Metazoa; Mollusca; Bivalvia; Myida; Dreissenidae
Exons: 10
Coding region: 1395-8717 (2440 amino acids)
Source: RefSeq, a predicted model, not a curated record
AAGAUAAUAUACUAGACUACUCACAUGGGCAUCGACUGGAAUCCACGUCUGGAUGGCACCAAUCGUCCUCGUCGUCUUCGAGGGAACUUGUCGGCUUCACGCGUCGGCUCGUCGGGUACACUCGUCGGCUCGUCGGGUACACUUGUCAGCUCGUCCACGUCACGAAAUGGCACUAUACAUGUACUUCUGGGAAUACACUUCCAGGCAAACACAUACUUAAACACACAGUCACCGGCUUACAUACACAGUCACAGACUCACUUAUAUCUUCUGGGAAUGGCCUUCCAGGUAAAUACGUGUUGAACGCACAUAAAAUACAAUAUAAUACAAUACACACAGGCUCACAGCUAGACACUGGCUUACAUACACAGGCUAAACCCCCUGGAACUACUUACGUACUCAGGGUUACACGCACAGGUUCACAAUUACAGGCUCACAGUUACCGACACACAUAUACAAUACAAUACCAUAUAAUACAAUAUAAACUAUACGCAGGCUCACUAUUUCACACACAAUACUCACAUAGGGACAUAGGCACAUAAACACAUCUACUCACCUCAACGACCCGUGCACAAGAGACCGUACAAACUCGUGCUGCCCAGCAUGCACUAUAUCGAUUUGUCGCUGGUUCCCAGUCACGAGGUAUGUGCGCGUUUUGUAGGCCGGGCACCGGCACAACACUAUUUUUAUUAAGAUAGGGUUUUGGUUAGGGUUAUCCAUAUUUUUAUUAAGAUAGGGUUUUGGUUAGGGUUAUGAGUAUUUGGGUAUUUUGAGCGUAGAACCUCUAGUCAAUAUAAAUUGCCGCCUUAGAGUCUUUUGAUGAUUUUUGCUUUGGCAGACUCUUGGCGUCAAUAGUCCACUCUAUCUUUUUAAUAGCGAGAGUUCCGACACGAAUUUCGGUCGCAUCACUCCUGAAUUUAAAUACACACAUAUUUGUGACUAUUAUGAAAGAACGUUGCAUAAAUAGUAUAUAUUGAGCAAAAUAUAUUGAAAUUUACCUGUUAAUAAACUAUAUUUCGAGUUUGUUUCAUCCAAUAUAAAUCCUUGUAUAGUAAAGGGUUCAUGUUAUCUCCCUUGAACUGGAGGUUAAAUUCAACUAUGUUUGUAACUGAGUUUGAACACAAAAAUUAAGUGUGCAAUAUGCGCAAAACAGUAAGAAAUGAAAUUGGAAAUAGUAAGAAGAUGAAGCAAAAAAAGAAUUAUAACUAUUAUAACUCAAAAUAUUAGAAUCGACAGUAACGAAAUACCCCAAAAGUAAUAGGUACGAAAUAGCUAUGGUACGAAAUAACAACAACGACAACAAUGCCAAAAUGGCUGCCUUUGAGAAAAUGAUCGCUCAAUGUCUAUGAUUUUAAAUGAAAUACAGGUAAUGCUAGUAGAAAAAGUGCAGCAGUAAUGCCAUUGGACUGGAAGGGUGAUAUCGGCUACAUUACAACUCCCAGUCAACAACAAAGGCCUCAAAAAGUAAAGGCCACAUUGGCCAGUAUUCCAGUAGGCACUGAAGACAUUGAAGCAUUCCAUUCUUCUCAAUCCUUGAACCCAGAGUGGCCAGGCGGCAGUGUACCCCAGGGGGCGUGCACCCAGCAGCCAGCAGACCUGCAGUCCUAUGGUCCUGUUUAUAAAUCAGGCGCCACAGCCACUAAUGUCAGCAUGGCUCAGAGACAAGGGCAGCAACCAGGUCCCCCCAGUGUGUUACCCCCUUUGCCACCUCUGUUAAGACAUGGAGCCCCAACCCCAGGGCCUAAUAUGACACUACACCCCAGACCUAGGAUGACACCACACCCUGUACCUGGAAUGACAGACCCUUCUGCUAAUACUCUGAAUGCCUUCCACCAAUAUGUCCAGCAUCAAAAACAGCAGCAGACACAGCAAAUCAGCCAACAGCAACAACAGUAUAGUUAUCCAUCACUGCAGCCACCUCCCUACAAUUUCCAUCAAAAUGCUCAGCAACAGCAGCAUCAGCAUCAACUGAACCUUCAGCAACGCCUUCAGCCACAGAAUUCGCAGGAGCAACAGCGCUUACAGCAACAACAACCUCGCUUUACAUCUGUCCCAAAUCAGGGGAUUACACAAAUGCAGCCUGGAGGCAGGUAUCGGGUUCCGGAACAGUCUUCCGGUCAUUACAAUCAAUAUGGACUCCCUCCUGCACGGUCAGAUGCGGGCGUAACUAUGCAGAGGCCAGGGCUUUUGGCCCGAACUGAUCCUUUAGUGGUCUCGCAGGCAAAUCUUCACUCAACACCUGUGAUAUCGCAGACAAAUGUUUACCAACGAACACUCUCAACGCCUGCAAUAUCGCAGGCAACUAUUUACCAACGAACAUCCUCAAUGCCGCCUUCAAGCUCAGACCCAAGGAGUAGACUUUUAUAUCCUGGUGAGUCACAUUCCCUGCCCCAAACUGCAACACCAUACCAGUACCAUGUACAAAUACCAUCAAGGGAUGAUUAUUCAUUCUCUAUAAAUAACCUUCAUAAUUUAAUCUCAGCAAAUCAGGGCAAUCUACAGGUGCCUCCAAUGGGGCAAAAGUCAAUGAAUUACCCUAGAACCCAGUUGUCAACAAUGCCUGCCCCACCUCCUGCUCAUCAGCAAAAGCCUGACCAGUACAGAUUUCCAAAUCCAGUAGUACAUGCUGGGAAUUCAAACAGCACUGUCAGGAAUGAAAAUGCACAGCGGGAGAAAGUUUCUUCUCUUGGACCUGUUCACACAGCAGCAAACUAUUCACCCUCCAGUACUUCAAGCCAAAGUUCUUUACUUGUGAAUAUGUUAUUUGGCAAAUCUGCUCAUCAGCUUUUACCUAGUGAGAUCAAUUCACACAUGUCUGGAAAUGUGAAUGAUGACCAUUUGAAUGAGCAGACAAAAUCAACUAACCAAUUGAUUCCAUCAGAUAUUCCUAUAGAAGCUGAUGACAGACUGUUAAUGGGACGCUGGUAUGCAUUGCCCUCAGAGAAUGAACACACUCAGAGGAUAUUAGAAAGCAGUUACAGGGAGAACAGAGGCGUUCUACUUAGAAGUGUUUCAGACUAUACUGGUCAAAUGUUUGAUCCUCUCUGUGUUAACCUUAGAGGUGAAACCUCUGUUUCCAGUGAAAACGCAUCAGUUCAUACAACGCCAACAUCACAAUUUUCUGGAAGUAUCAGUGAUAAAAGACGCUCUUUAGACUCUCAGAAUUGUGAAUUUGUGAAUCAGAAUGUGUCAAUUGAUGUUAAACCAGUUCUCUCAACACCAGAAACAGAAACAAUGAGUGGUCAUGUGUCAGAUGCGGGUAUUUUAAGCUCAAGCUCCACAAUUGUGGCAUCUGUCAUGCCACCGCCAUUGCCUUCAGUCCCCAGUGGACCUUCCAACACAUUUCAGGAACCUAAUAUUCCUCAGCGACCUGUCUCACCUCAGAGUUCACAAGAGCAGCAGUAUGAGUACCAGGAGCCACAAAUGGUUGCCGAGGUUCAGCAACCUCAGUAUGAGGCCAUGAAUGUCAACGAUCCAGUCUUUGAUGAACUUCAGAACGCAAGCCAGAUCUUAGAGGAACAAAAGCUUAGAGUUUUAAAUGAGUUGCAAUUUAGUCCAUUUGGAUCUCAAGAUGUUUUGUCAGAUUAUGAGUAUAUGACGAGUGAACCAAAUUUUAAUUCUAAUUUGACUCUUCUUAGUCAUUUGGCAUCAGAAUCUGAGGCAAAUGUUUUGAGAACUUCACCAUAUCCGGUUUUGCUUACGAGUAUUAACACCCUUUCCAUGACAGCCGGUAGUCCUGAAGCUAAUGUUGCAGCUGAUUCAAUGGCUGUUGAUGAUGAAUCCCUUGAACCAGAAGUUCCUACCAAUCAAUCAGUAAAUAGAGCAAGUGAUAUAACAGAUAUGGACCAAAAAGUUGUAAUAUUGUCCGUGACUACUCCACAUGUGCCAUUGCAAGUAGCCAGUUGUGAUUCUGAUGAAAGCAACUGCCCUGAAAUGCCUGUAGCAGCAAGUUCGGAAAUGGCAGAAGUUGACAUGACGUCAGAGGUUUUGGUUCCAAAACCAAGACCAAAUUUAGAUGAAUUUUCAACAGAUGACUGUUUUAAAGUGUUAUCAAUGGAAAGAGAAAAAAGGAAAAGCAUGAGCAGCCACUCAACUCUUCCAGCACCAAAGAGGGGUCGGGCUCAAGGUCCAAAAAGAGGGGUUGGAAGGCCCCCAAAGAGGAGAGUACCUCCAGCAUGGACAGUAAGGUGGGCCGAGCCCAAGACCCAGGAGCCAUCCCAUGUGAGAGGCAGAGGGCGAGGUCGUGGAAUUGGUGGAAGAGGAAGAAAAUCAGCAGAAACUAUUACUAGAGAGCAAUUACAUGAGGAUGAGUUCCCUAUGGAGACAACAAAAAUAUGUGUAACCUCAGAAACCACCUCUGGGGUGUCGUCUCCUGGCCUCGACAGCAACCUCCGUAGAAUCCUGGAUGCCAUUCAACGUGGGGACGAGGACCCUCUGUAUCUGAAGUCACAGAUGGACUCCUUGACUGAGGAAGAGUUGAAGAACCCCAUGACUGACACCAUCAAGGUGAUGCUGGAAUAUGUCAUAAAGUAUGCAAAGAAAGUGCAAUCAGAAAAUAAAGGAAUUGAUGCCAAUAAAGACCAUGUAGAGGAAUUGCCUGUAAGACAAAGAAAUGAAUUAAGGGUAACUGAAAGUAGUACAAGUGGAACUUCAAUAGGCCAAUCAAACCUUGAAACGCCUGUUUUAGCUAAAGAUAAAAAUGCUAAUGUUCAUGAUGCAAAUUCUGAAGCAAAUAACAAUGUUUCGGAGUCGUUGCAUGCAGAGUGCUUCAGUUUGUCAGAAAAGUCCGACAAACAACCAAGCCUAAAAAGAAAACUGUUAGCUGAGGAUAUGUGUUCAGCAAGUGAUUUGCAGUUAGCCAAAAAAGCUUGUCCAGAAAAAGUCGUACGUGUUUGCAUUCCUAAGCUAGAAAAUAUGGUAAAUAAGGAAAAGAAUGUUCAGGAACAGGGAGUUGCAAAUCACAAAGCUUUGCAGAAUGCUCAAAAGGCUGGACAAACUAAUACUGGCGAAAUAGUGACAGAUGAAACAAAGACAUGUGAGAAUAUUAUAAUAUCAGAUAUUGAGACUCAACAGGUCGCUUUUGCAACAAAUCUUGUGUCAUCAGAUAAAGAAAAGAAUUUAACAUCUCUAGAACAAGAUCAUUCUGUAGAAGGAACAGCUGGGAAACAAACAAGUGCAGUAAAUGAGGUUUCCACACUAUGCACUGUUAAUGAAAAAGAAGGAAUCAAGUCAGUAGUUGAUGUUAAGGAAGGAAAUUCCUGUCUGAAUGAAUUACACAAGGAACAAAUUGGUAGUACAGAGCUGAAAAGGAAGGAAUCAUCUAUAUCCUCCAUUGACACAAAUAUGCAAAGAGAUUCCAAGGCUGUAGUGAAGGAAAAAAUUAAAAAUAGCGCAGUUAGAGUUAAACCAAGCAAUGACAUUUAUGGUUGUAUUGGCACAAAAGUUGUAAAUAUUUCUGCCACACACAAAAUGACUUGGGUUAGAUUUCAUCAAAAAGUGGUAACAAAACUUAUUUCUCCAAGUGGAAAAUUUUUCAUUAUGUCCGAAAUACUAAGAAGAUGCUUUCGAAUAGAAGAACCUAACAAAAACAUCAAAAUUCAGAAUAUUUUGAUUCUAAAGAACAAAGAGUUGAAAAUACCAGACUUAAAUCUGGAGGAAACAUUUUAUGAAACUGUUGUGAAAAAUCUGAAAGAGCGCAAAGUGAUAAAAACAGUGCCAAAAACAUUUUCAGUUAUUUGUGAAGAAGAUGCAAAUAGGCUUUUUCACUAUGUGUGUGAUAAAAAAUACUGUGGAGAUGGCUGUGUAUUGCCAUGGUUGGGGUCAAAGAAACAAGCAACAAAAGAACAAUCUGGAAAUCAGAAAUUGCAGACAGGACUUAAAACUGAAAUUAAAACUCCAGAGAGAAAUAUUUUUAAGUCUCUUGAAAUGCACAAGGGACAGGAGGUGAUUGACCUGUGUUCUGAUGAGGAAGAUGGAUACAAAAGUGACACAACUAUUCCCUAUGUAGAUGGUGAAGCUGGUAACAGACUUGGCGAAUUUGAAAAACAAUCAAAUAUGAAAUCCCAAUCAAUGGAUAGUUCAGUUGCGUACGUAAGCAACAUUACUGAGUCUACAACCAAUGAAAAACAAGUAAUUAAACCAGGAAUUCAGAGCACAGUACAGUCAACAAACUGUUCAGAUACUGCAAAACAUGUCAAUAAUAAGGAAUUCAAUAAUGAUGCAGUUUCAAAAGAAACCAUUGAGAAGCAAGCUCAAGAAGUCUAUUUGAUCCCACUGGAAGAAAGGCAAACAGAAAAGGCUGUUAUUAUAAUAGAAAAUGAUGAAGGGGUCAUGGAAAAACAAAUUAAUAAUGAAGAAUUAAAGAAGGAUGCAAUUUUGAAAGAAAGCAUUGAGAAGCAAAACCAAGAAUUUUAUUUAAUCUCAUUGGAAGAAGAUGAAACAAGAAACUUUGUAACUAUAACACAAAAUGAUAACGGCAAGAAGAAAGCUGUAACAGCUUCAACAGAAGAUGAUAGACAGGGUCCUUUGAAUGUCCAAACAGAAAAUAAAAACAUAUAUGAUUUUCAAAGUGACAAUGUAAUAAUAGUAGAAGAUGACAUCCAUACUGAAGGCUGUCAACAACAGAUCAAUGAGGAUAUGAUACUACAAUCUUUACCCUGUGAUAUGCCCGAUGUUGUUAAUUCACCUGUGAAGAAAGCAGAUAAGGCUAAAACAGAAGAAGUGUGCCAAGUAGUUAUGGAGUCUGAUGAAAUUCCAUCAACAGCAUAUAUUCACAAAGAUGAUACAGUUGAUGCAAGUCCAUCAACAGCUUUGGGUCACACAGAUGAUACAGUUGAUACAAGUCCAUCAACAGCUUUGGGUCACAAAGAUGAUACAGUUGAUGCAAUGCCAUCAACAGCUUUGGGUCACACAGAUGAUACAGUUGAUACAAGUCCAUCAACAGCUUUGGGUCACACAAAUGAUACAGUUGAUACAAGUCCAACAACAGCUUAUGUUUACAAAGAUGAUACUGUUCAUACAAGUCCAUCAACAGCUUAUGUUAACAAAGUUGAUAUUGUUGAUUCAAUUUCAUCAACAGCUUAUGUUCACAAAGAUGAUACUGUUGAUUCAAUUUCAUCAACAGCUUAUGUUAACAAAGUUGAUAUUGUUGAUGCAAUUCCAUCAACAGCUUAUGUUAACAAAGAUGAUACGGUUGAUGGAAAGAAACAAAAUAAGCUGAAAACUGUUCCUAGAUUGCCCUCUAAUUUCAUAGCUUUUGCUCAGAGACAACUUCAGGAUUUGAUUCGUGUUGCAAAUGCUGACAAGAAAUCACAUGUGAAGAAAGAAAAUGCUUUUGAAGUGAAUCCAGAGAAUACAGACUCCAUCAGAAAUGAUUAUUGUUAUACUAGUGGCGAAGAGGAGAUUGUUUUAAUGGAUACCAAUAUUGAAGAUACAAUGAACAUAUCAUGUGUUUCUCAUGAAAAAGUGAAAGAUCCAGAUGUUAAAAGCAGAAUUGAUACCUAUAUUGAAGAUACAAUGAACAUAUCAUGUGUUUCUCAUGAAAAAGUGAAAGAUCCAGAUGUUGAAAGGAGAAUAUAUGAGGUAACUGAAAAUCAAGAUGUCAAUCAAAAUGUAGAAGUUAUUGAAAGUGCAGACUUGAUGGAAGAAAAUGCUGAUAGUACAGACCAGAUUGAAAGCACCACUUGUCAUGUACAUUUGGAAAAAAACUUUGACAGUCUUCGUAAGUUAGCACUUAAGGGUUUAGGUUUAGAUAUGGAGCAUUGUAUCAGAUAUGCAGAUGAUACACUUUUAAUUAAGCAUGUUAAUGCCAAUAAAGAGUUAAACUCAUCGGAACGUUUUGUGUGCUUUGGAAAGAAAACUCAUGACUCAAAUGCAAUGACGCUUAAUAAUGCUGGCAAAAAUAAAUCUGAAAUCAAUAGCAGGAAAUUAGAUGGUACCGAAAUGUCAGAUUCUGAAGGUUGUGAAGACAACAUUGAUUGUGAUAAGCAAGAUUACCUACAGGGUGCUUCGCAUGGAAAAGUGUUUAAUGAAAAGGUGGUGAUAGAAGAAAAAAAAGACAAGUGUAAUGUUAAAAGUUUAAAUUAUGCAGAUUACUACAUGUACCUGCCUGAACUGGAAAAUGUUAGUGACAGUGAGGUGGAAAAUGAACAAGACAAUCAUAUGAGCAUUUCAAUAGCAACUGAUGAAAUAUCUGAUUAUAUACAAAGAACAGAUAUAUCACCACUGUGUUCAAAAAAACAUGACACACUUGAAGUUGAAAAACUCAUAAAAAAUGGUUUUACCAUUGGGAACAUAAAUGAUGGAAGUGAUAUGUUUAUGCCAACAGAACCCCCCAAAAACACAGAGGUUUCCUCAUGUCUAAUUCAUGAUGCCAGUGAUGACACAGAUGAUGACCUAAUGUCAUAUAAAAGGCUAGAUCUCAGUUUGGAAAAGGAGAAUGGAAAGACUGUGUUCCGACUUGAUGCUAUAGCCAAACUUGAUUCUGCACAAGCACAACUUGACAAACUGAUCCAAGAAGCAAAUCGUGCAAGUGGAGAUGAAUUAGAGUCUGUGUAUAAAGAGGCUACACACUUUUCGAGGCCGAUGAGACACUGGACUGCUGUGAUUUUGGAGAAUACCAUGACAGCUGAUCUCUUUGCUGACAGAGGUAUGAUUUCAGCAGAGACUGCUCAGCUUUUAGAGAAGUCAGGACUCCUACCUACCAAAGUCUUCACCUAGAACGGCGACCAUAUAUAUUCUGGAAUGUCGGGCUUGGGCAUAUCAACGAUCAUAUGACACAUUUAGUUUCAACUAAAUGCAUAUAGGCCUCAGGGGUGUCAAUUUUCCGGAUUAUUCCGGAAAUCCGGAUUUGAGCCGUCCAGGGUUGAUUUUGAGGUGAAUGUAAAUCCGAUGAGUUUGUUUAAGGGGGGUGGGGGUAGGGACAAAAUUCUUUUAGUGCGGGAUCAUUUCAAAACGAAUAUUGUUAUAGCAUCGUCGGCAUUCCGGACAUUUGCGCUUGGUACCGAUUUUAUUUAUUGAUUUUUGAUUGGUAAGCGGCUGGCACUGACAUGAGCAGUAACUUACAAAGUAAAGCACUGCAAUAUCAUUUUAAAACAAUAUGUUAAUCAAAUUAUUUAUUGACUGCGUAUUUGCUAGGUUACUGGUUACUGGUUUACAUUUUCUGCAGUCAAACGAUAUGCAUAUUUAUUUCAUUUGCAAAUGAUGUAUCGGGACAUGUUUUCGGACAGUCGUUUUCGGAUACGGUAUGGUUUGUCGAUUUUAAUUUAAUUUUGAAGUUCUUAAUAUCAUUUGUUUAGAAUGACAAAUACACAUGCGGUGUUACGGAUGGUUUGGUUUAUAAUAUUUCGCAUUGUACUCACCAGAAAUUGCACCUAGAAAGACUAUAAGAAAAGAACAAUAAGCUAGGGCUCGGUGGGGGGGGCCUCUCUUCCCUUUAUCCUACGGCCUCAGACUCUCGGCUUAAUUUUCCGGAUUUCAAAUUUGGGACAAUUGACACCCCUGAGGCCUGUAUCAAUAUGUUCCUGAAAUGAAGGGGAUGUGAAAGAUUGAAAGGAAAUGAUAAUAACUGAAAGUUACUCAUAAAUGUUUCUGCCUUGCAAUUUUUAUUCUUGGAAAAUUGCUUUUGAACUUAAAUCUGUUGUACAGUAUUAUGUAUUUUUAGCUCAUAAGAGCAUUAUGUGCUCAUGGUGAGCUUUUGUUAUCACCUUUUGUUUGUCAUCCUUUGUGAGUCAUCUGUUAUGAAACAUUAACGUUGUGAACAUUCUUAAGGCAAAUUUUUUUGCCAGAUAUUCAUGAACUUUGUAAGAACAUUUGUCCCCAUUAAAUCUCAGCAUCAUUGGAUAUUGGGUUGUGUGGUGUAAAAAAAAAUGUGUUGAUUGGUAAAACUAAGCAAAAAGCUUUUACAAUGAUUGCAAAAACUGUGCAGUAUGUUUUUUCUAGAGUUAUCUUAGCUGAGUGCAAAAAAUAUUCUGGUGUGUGAAAAAAAGAAGGGCCAGGUUGUUAGGCAGUGUUCAUUUUAUUUCUAUAUUUAAACAAUGUGAACUCUCUAGACAUAGCAUUUUUUGCCAUUAAUCAUACCACUUGCUCGGAGCAUUAUUUUGAUCUAGUUGUUGCUUGUCUCUGUUCAAAAAUGGUUCUAGUCCAUUCAAAAACAUGGCCACUAGCGGGUGGGGCAAUUUACUUUAUUCGGCAAUAAUGAAACCCUGUAGUCAUUCUACAAGUCAUAUUUUCUUUCCAAUUAUCAUUUGUUCUAAAUGAUUUCUUAGCCAAGUUCUUAAAUGGUCCUGUUGCUUGAAAAUCAUGGUUGGCAGUUUGCAGGAAAGUUUUCCGUUUAUUGCUGUUUGGUGUAAUCUUUAAAACAACGCUCUAGAAAUCUUGUUAUUUGUCUGAUCAUAAUGAAAUUUGCUCUGGUCAUUUUUAGCUCGACUAUUAUAUAUGAAAUAUAUAUAGUGGUGCUAUCCUACUCAUCCUGGCGUCUGCGUGCAAAUGUUAAAGUUUUCGUACUACCCCAAAUAUUUUCUUUGUCCCUUGACAUAUUGCUUUCAUAUUUUGCCUACUUGUUAACCAAAAUGACCCCAACCUAUAAACAAGAGCAGACAACUCUAUCAAGCAUUUUGUCAUAAUUAUGGCCCCUUUUCCACUUAGAAUAUGCAGCAAAUGUUAAAGUUUGCGUACUACCCCAUUUAUUUUCAUUUUCCCUUGACAUAUUGCUUUUAUAUUUUGCAUACUUGUUAACCAACAUCACCCCAACCUAAUAAACAAGAGCAGACAACUCUAUCAAGCAUUUUGUUAUAAUUUAUUGCCCUUUUUAAGUCCCCCACUAUAGUAGUGGGGGACAUAUUGUUUUUGCCCUGUCUGUUGGUUGGUCUGUUGGUUGGUUGGUCUGUUGGUUGGUUUGCGCCAACUUUAACAUUUUGCAAUAACUUUUGCUAUAUUGAAGAUAGCAACUUCAUAUAUGGCAUGCAUGUGUAUCUCAUGAAGCUGCACAUUUUGAGUGGUGAAAGGUCAAGGCCAAGGUCAUCCUUCAAGGUAAGAGGUCAAAUAUAUGUGGCCAAAAUCGCUCAUUUUAUGAAUACUUUUGCAAUAUUGAAGAUAGCAACUUCAUAUUUGGCAUGCAUGUGUAUCUCAUGGAGCUGCACAUUUUGAGUGGUGAAAGGUCAAGGUCAAGGUCAUCCUUCAAGGUCAGCGGUCAAAUAUUUGUGGCCCAAAUCGCUUAUUUUAUGAAUACUUUUGCUAUAUUGAAGAUAGCAACUUGAUAUUUGGCAUGCAUGUGUAUCUCAUGGAGCUGCACAUUUUGAGUGGUGAAAGGUCAAGGUCAUCCUUCAAGGUCAAAUAUAUGGGUCAAAAUUGCUCAUGUAAUGUCACUUCUGCAAUAUUGAAGCUAGCAAUUUUAUAUUUGAAAUGCGUGUGUAUCUCAAGGAGCUGCACAUUUUGAGUGGUGAAGGGUCAAGGUCAUCCUUCAAGGUCAAACGUCAUAUAGGGGGACAUUGUGUUUCACAAACACAUCUUGUUAUACUUAGAAUAUGCAUAUUAUUGAUAAAUCUAUGUUAAAGUUUGCGUACUACCCCAAAUAUUUCCUAUAUGCUUUGACAUAUUGCUUUUAUAUGUUGCAUACUUGUUUACCAACAUGACCCCAACCUAUAAACAAGAGCAGACCACUGUAUCAAGCAUUGACAUAAUUAUGGUCCCUUUUACACUUAUUAGAUAUUUAUUAUUAUUAUAUCUAUAAUAUCAAUAAAUAUAUAUAUAUAUUGAUAUAUAUAAAUUAAUUAGAUAAUUAAAUAUUUUGCUUAAAUUGCCGUAACUUAUUUAUGAUCACAUUUUAUUAUUACUUUGACAAAA